Pangasianodon hypophthalmus (striped catfish) is the source of this 1839-nucleotide messenger RNA. RefSeq names its product glycerate kinase (gene glyctk). The transcript is spliced from 4 exons. Bases 1 to 1557 code for a protein of 518 amino acids. The record is from RefSeq and is a predicted model, not a curated record. Gene Ontology annotation, cellular component: cytoplasm. Gene Ontology annotation, biological process: protein phosphorylation. NCBI's taxonomy places the organism in Eukaryota, Metazoa, Chordata, Actinopteri, Siluriformes, Pangasiidae. Gene Ontology annotation, molecular function: glycerate kinase activity.
AUGGCCCAAGUCCUAACACUCUGUCGCUCUGUUCUUCACUGGAACCCUUUAUGGGUCAGAAGCAUGUGUUCACUAGAAGAGCAAGGUCGUGCCAUCUUUGCUGCCGCUGUGGAGGGAGUGCAGCCGGACAGUGUGGUGCGCAGAGCUCUACAGCGACGGGGCGAUGAGCUGGUGGUAGCUGGGCACAGUUUCAAGCUCCAUCAUAACCUGCAUCUGGUGGGUUUUGGGAAGGCUGUGCUGGGGAUGGCUGCAGAGGCAGAGAGGAUUGUGGGAGAUCACCUGGUUCAAGGGAUAGUUAGUGUGCCUCAUGGAAUUCAGGAAACACUGCAACGUCACAGGAAGCUGAAUAUGUUGCUAGACACCAGCAGUAAAAUAAAAGUGAUGGAAGGAGCUAAACACAACCUGCCAGACACAGAUGCCCAAAGAUCAGCGGAGAGCAUCCGGGAACUCGCCAGCAGUCUUACUGAUGGAGAUCUGCUGCUUGUCCUCAUAUCAGGUGGUGGCUCUGCUUUACUACCUGCUCCCGUCCCACCAAUAACCCUACAGGAAAAACAGGAAGUGACACGUUGCCUAGCGGCUGCAGGGGCCACAAUUCAGGAGUUAAACACAGUGAGGCGAGCCUUGUCACUAUUGAAAGGUGGAGGCCUGUCCCGUUGUGCAUAUCCUGCCCAGGUGGUUGGUCUGAUUCUGUCUGACAUCAUUGGAGAUCCAGUAGAUCUCAUAGCCAGUGGCCCAACAGUAUGGAGUGAGACAUCACUGGAGGAAGUUUGGGCCAUCCUGUACCGCUACAACCUCUAUGCCACUCUCCCGUUAUCUGUGCAAGAGGUUCUGAAUCAAACUGGUUCCCAGCAGAGAAGCAAGCUGAAAGAUCAGCCACAACAAGACAACAUUCUCAACGCUGUGAUUGGCUCCAAUGCUAUUGCUCUGGAGUGCGCCAGCCGUAAAGCACAAGAGUUAGGCCUUCGACCAGUAAUUCUUUCUCCAGGGGUGUGUGGUAAUGUCCAAGCUGUGGCCCAACUCUAUGGCUUGCUGUCUCGCUUUGCCUGUUCUCCAGGGAAGGAGCCUCCAGAGCUCAGAGAUCAGAUUCUCAAACUGGGGCAAGAGGUUGGGGUGGGGAGCUCGGAACUUUGUCGCACAAUGAAACAUUUGGAAGAGGGCUGGCAGGAAAGCUUGCAUGCCACGUGCCUGCUGGCUGGAGGUGAACCCACUGUCCAGCUACUGGGGAAAGGCAAAGGUGGAAGGAACCAAGAGCUAGCCCUGAGGGUGGGACUAGAGCUCAGCAGGGCAGAGGAGAGAAGCACGACCGUAUUCCUCAGUGGUGGAACUGAUGGUCAGGAUGGCCCUACUGAAGCAGCUGGAGCAGUUAGUGAUAGGAACAUAGAGACAGAGGCCCAAAGUCAGGGACUGGACAUUGAUGUAUUUCUUCGCAACAAUGAUUCAUUCACGUUUUUCUCCUCCCUUUCCAAGGGACAGAAGUUGCUUCUACCAGGGCUCACAGGUACCAAUGUAAUGGAUGUUCACCUGAUGAUUCUGCCUCCACCACCAUCAGCAGUGUAACUGAUCCAAAAGAUUUUUUACUUGGUAUGAGAUUCGUUCUCAGGUUUAGGGAAAACAAUAAGUUUAAGCAUGAAAAGUAGAUGUGUCUAUUAGGAUUGAGAGCAUCCAACAGGAUGUUCCUAGUGCCAGCAAGAUAAGAGGUUCUGGCAUAAUAUGGUAAAUGCUACAUAUGAUUGUUUUGUAAGACAAAUUUUGUAUAUGUAAUAUAUUCAGAGCUGUGUAUAAUUGCUUUAAGACAAAUUGUGAAUGUACUAAAUUCAGCUCUAACAGUGACCAAUAAAC